Molecule: messenger RNA, 6094 nt
Organism: Saccostrea echinata
Lineage: Eukaryota; Metazoa; Mollusca; Bivalvia; Ostreida; Ostreidae
Exons: 15
Coding region: 1-5928 (1975 amino acids)
Biological process (GO): negative regulation of gene expression
Cellular component (GO): cytoplasm; nucleus
Molecular function (GO): transcription corepressor activity
Source: RefSeq, a predicted model, not a curated record
AUGAAAGUACAAAUGUUCACAGUACAUCUUGUCCCAGCUGACAAUAUGUGCCGAUGUGUGACUGCACAUUAUGUGGUCCAUUCUGCAGGAGGAAAAAAGGCUCGUCUGUACUCAUUGUCGCCUGUGACAAUGUGGCAAAGAUCUGCUGAUAAACAGCUAUGUGCUGAGAUAUAUGCAAAGACAGUCACUGAUUUCAGCAAGGCAACAGGGAAAAGAAAAUUUCUGGAAGAAGUCCACUUUGUGGAUUCAAACGAAGCUGUGGUGAAUUUGAUUGUACAGGCUUUUCAAAAAAUAAUUGAUGGCAAAUCUGGGGGAUCGUUACCACAAAAAGUCCAGGGAGCAGAGGGUAGACGUACACCAGAGAGACCAUUGCCAUUUAAGCCAAGGCUUGACAAAUUGAAGCUGGAAAGUUCUGACAAAUUUCUUGUUGAUCAAUUCCAUUUGAAAAAACACUUCAAAGUUGUGCUUUAUAAAGGAGAUAUCCUAAAUGGAAAAGUGGAUGGUAUCUGUUGUGGCCAGGAUAUUGCUUUUAAAAGCAAUGGACAUAUAGCACAGGGAAUUCUAAAGAAGUGGCGAGAAUUAGGAAGUCACAUAAAAUCUAUACAGAAAGGCAGAAUAAACAUGGAAGAUGUAUUUUCAGUUCAAUGCAAUGAUCAAAAAUAUAUUUUAUAUGUGGUCACACACUCCCUUACAAAGCAGAAUGCAAAUGAUGGAGACGUUUUAGAGAGCAUAGGGGCCUGCAUUAAGAAAUUGCUCUGUACAGCAGAAGAAAGUGGAAUACAGAAACUGGCAUUGCCUUUGCUUGGAACAGAACAUGAUAUUUCCAUGCAUCCUUGCGACAAAGGUUUGCAGAGGAAAGCAGAGGAAGUGCCAAAAUAUGAAGAAAAUUGCCCAAGAGUUGUUUGUGUCUUCAGAUCCGGAGAAAAAGAAUGUGAAAAAGAAUUAAAAAACACAAUGUAUCAAUUCAAAAAGUGGACUUUCCUCAUGACAGCAAAGGAAGCUAAAGAUAUUCUUAAAAAGACGUUAGAAGAUAUUCAGACAGAAAUUAGACUAAAAAUAGCCAAUUCCUGUUGUGCAAUUGAAUAUUUCUCAAGAUGUCAGGAGAAAAAUUUCGAAUCCUGGGUAGAAAGAUGUUUCCAACUAACAAAAAUGUGUUUCAGGGAUUUAGAAUUGCUAUCUGUUAGUGGAGAAGUGAAUGCAAUCCAAAACCUUUCAAAACAGAUACAAAAAACAAAUGAAGAUCAUUUUAUUUCAUUAUUCGAGAUGAAGGAUGUUUGCGGCAUUUUCCUUCUUGGAAGAGGAGAACAAAUUAUUGAUAUUAUUUUAGCCUCGCAAGCAUAUUUAAAAAACACCAUUAUACAAAGACCCGAAAAGAAUGAAAACAUUGCAUAUAAGGUAAUAGACAUCUCUUCACUGCAAUGUCGUGUAAUGGCAGCGUUUAAUGGAAUAGAACAGACAAGAGAAAAUUACCCAUACCUGAAAGUUUAUCAAAGUGGUGAGAAUGUCAAGAUGAUUGGAAAUGAAAAUGACUGUGCGGGUGCAACAGAAUUUUUGAAAACCAAUGCCUGGAUGAAGGAUGUUCAAUAUGAAAGGUGCAAACAGUUUAACGGUUUUGAGUUUUUUUUUAACAGAGUAAAUGUGCAAGCCUUUAUUGAUGGUAGAAUAACGAAGUAUGCUGGUACAUGGGCAGUUACUAAACGUACCGAACCUUUGAACAAUGAAUUAAUUUUCAUAUAUGGAAAAACUAGACCCGAUGUGGAAGGGAUAUUGAAAGUUAUCUUAGAAUCUAUCAAAAUAAAAAAGAUUUCAAUUACCUCUUCAGCAUGUACAGAGGAAAAUAUACAAAGAUGGAAAGCGUAUGCCGAGAAACUUGAACAGAGUUUUGGGGGCAAAUUUAAUUUGCAAAUUAGCCCAAAGAAAGACCCAGGCCUCGUUGCAAAUUUUGUCCUCACUUCCGACCUUGUAGAUGAGGAAAGUUUAAAGAUACUUGUAAAUGAAGUCGAAUUAGGAAUACCAAGAAAGGAAAAGAUACCACUAAAACGAAAACAUUUUAUUUGGCUUCAAAAAUGCUAUCUUAAUUUUUUGAAAACGGAAGCCAAGAAAAUUGACAUUGGUAUAAAUUUUGUUUCAGAAAAUAAUGAAGUUGAAAUUGCAGGUCUUUCUUCAGGUUUGACGGAGAUGAAACAGUUACUCAAUUCAAUUUAUAUGAAAGAACAGAAAAUAUUGCUCCCCUUUGCAGCUUUACCUUCUAAGGUCACAGAUUUUCUAAGGGAAAUCCGAUGCUGCUUUCAAUACAGUCCAUUUAAAACUUCAAUAUUGUGGAUAAAAGGAAAUACAGGAAUUGUCGUAUACAAAGGAGAUUCUGGAACAGACUGUCUCUAUACUGAUGUCAACGUUAAGCCUGUAGAGUCUGACGAAAAAGAUGUGGUUGUUGAAUGGCUUAACGACGAGAAAACUGCACAAUUGAAAUUUCCAUUAUGGCGUGGAGGGGGGACAAGAGAGAAAAAUCAAAUUAAAGAAGUUUUGCAACUGUUAUUUACCGAGGUUAAAAAGCAGAACAAAAAAUAUGUAGCUUUUGACUUGCAAAAUGUGUCAUUUUGGCCAGUUGAAACUUUUGUUGAAAGUAUUAUUGACUGUGUCCCAAAACCCCCAGAAGGCCUCAUAAUUUGGAUCAGUCACCCUGAUGAAAUUACGUUUCAAACUGCCGUUAACUGCCUAAAGGAAGCAGAACUCACCAAGACUGGGCGAAAUAUGAAAAGUUCUAAAAUUGAGUUAAAAGUCAUCAAGGGAAGGAUAACAGAACUACAAGAAAAGGUGGAUGUGAUUGUAAAUACAACGUCAUUAAGCUUAGAUAUGACAAGUGGAGCAGUUUCAGCGUCCAUACUAAAAGCUGCAGGCGAUGGACUGAAAUCAGAGAUAGCUCAAGUUCCAGCCGACCGCAAAACUGGUCAAACAAUUAGGGUCAAUUAUGGGGAUGUUGCUGAGACCUUCGGAUACAGAUUGAAUUGUGAGAGAAUCUUUCACGGGGCCCUUUAUAAGUGGAAGGAUGAUCAAGAAAAAUCAUUAAACGUUCUCCGACAAUUUGUGAAGAAGUGCAUAUCUCGAGCAGACGAGAGAAAAUUAAAAACUUUGGCAUUCCCUGCCAUUGGAACCGGACAGUUAAGAAUUCCUGCAGCUCUGGUAGCAUCUAGUGUGAAAAACAUAGUUGAAGAGUAUGCAGCUUCAGGCGAUCACAAACAUGUAGAAAAAAUCUUAUUUGUUAUUCAUGAAAAAGAUGAAGACAAUUUCAAAGUGUUUCGAACUAUUUUGGAGCACGAAAAUGGGAACACCAUAGAAACGCCUGAGAUUCCAGUACUAUACAAAUUUUCUGUGUAUGGUGAGGAACACAAUGUUGUGGGUGCAAUGAAUGUUCUGGCGGGACUGUUUCGAGAAUAUGUUAAAGAAAAAUAUGAAUUGGCAAUGUUAUCUCAAGAACAAAAGAAAGAUACACAUCAGCAGGAAAGUGUUCAAGUUCAACCUAUUGUAAAAACAAUUGCAGAUAAAUUCUUUAGAAGCUUUGUAAAUGAAAAAUACACUUUGCGGAAACUGCCUAUCCAGGCAAUAACAAAUAUCAAAGCAAAGCUAAGUUCUAAAGUAAUAAGCAUACUAAAAAGGAGGGGAGUUACAUCAGAGGAUUUUAAGAGAAAGACCGGGGCUUAUCUUGGCACUGAUACAUGGACAGUAGAAGGAAGCUUGCUUAUGGUACAGAACGGAGAGAGAUUUAUUAAAGAGUUGGUAGUCCAAGAGUAUGAAGCACCAAACUCUUCUAUACAAAAUGGGAAACAACCUGCAAAUAGUCUGGAUUCCACACUAGACACAGUCUUAUCAAGGAAGUAUUCAAUUCCAUGUAGCAUUCAUAAAGAAAAAGCACUAAGAGAACUGUUUUCAAGUACGGAACUGCCUUUUUCCAAUGUGAAUAUUGUUGAAGUCAUAACAGGUCAAAACAUGAUAAGUGGAACACAAAGAAAUGUAAACCCCUUUGAAAAAGCCCUCUCAGAAUUACAAUUUGAAGAAAUUUCAGAAAUUUCCUUGGUGGAAUUUCAGGACUUUGAGAAAAAUAAAUCAGAGAAUAUUUCAGUUUCAUUUGAUAAAAAAAGAAAAACUAUGAUAAUACUUUCGAGAUCUCUUGAAUUGCUACAACGUUCCGUUGAGGAGUUUCGAAGAUUACAACAUGAUUCUUUGGCUUUAACUGAGGGAGAAUUCAAUUCGAUCAUCUUUUUUGAGAAGUUAUUGCGCAAAGAUUUUCCAAAAAUUGAUGGAAAAAUAAUGGUUGAAGGUCCUAAGUCUUUCGUUGAUCAAUACAGAUUAGUAUUAGAUAAAUUGAAAAAGUAUCCUGUUCAGAGUAUUUCUAUUACAGACCGUGUCAGAAGUGAUGCAAAAAUGUUUUUAUCUCAGUUUUCAAGAGAAAAUAAAGAUGUAUACGUUCAAAUGAAAGAGAACAAAAUAUUCAUUACUGGGAAGAAAACGGACGAAGUUCUUUCCGCAAAGCAAAAAAUAGACGAACAGAUAGAAAUGUUGAGAAAACGGAACAUAGGUCUAGCAAGCAGUGGUAUCCAUGAACAUAGCUUAGCCUCAGUGAGUACGAAAAAGCACGAGAAAGCUGACAUCCCAGAUGUAAAUCCUAAGCUUGUAUCGCCUAAGAAGACAGACAUUGUUUUUGAAAAUAGGGACGUGAAAGUUUAUGUUUUCAAUGCCAAUAUUCUCCAAGUUAAAGCAGAUGCAAUUGUGAAUCCGAUGUCGACUGAUUUGUCUCAUUGCAUACUCAGUGAAGCAGGCCCCUCAGUUCAAAUGCAAUGUUCUGAAAUUUUUGAUUCAAAGAAAGAUAAUGUACUUCACCUUGGAAAAGCCUUUGUCACAGAUGGGGGCAAAUUGUCUCAUCUGCUAAAAAUCAUACACGUGAAUGUACCAAACUGGAAUAAUUACGCUGAGUUAAAAGUAGAGAGUCCAUGUGAAAAAUGUAUGGAAGAUAUUGCUGAAACAGUGAAAGUUUUCCUAGAGAAAGGACAUCACCAAAAUGUUAAUGCCAUUGCAAUACCACCUAUAAGUACAUGUGGAGUUGGAUCUGUGCCACUUCCUGUUUGUGGUAGAGCGUAUGUAUCUGCUGUGACGUCAUACAUAGACGCUUACCCAAAGGAGGCCACAAAUAAAAUCAGAGAAAUCUACUUUGUUGAUACAGAUCAGUUUAAAUUAGACGCCAUUAAAUUCGCAUUUAGUGGUUUACAACAUUGGGUUUUCCAUCAAGCUGACAACGAACAGCAUUUUUAUCAUGGCGGAGGAAAAGUAAUCAAAAUAUUUGCCAGUGAAAUUUUAUUUGCAGAUGCUGAAGCAUUAAUAGCCCCACAGGAUGUUGAAAUGAAAAGUGAACGUUAUAUUGCCAAAAGUCUUAAACGGUGCGAAUGCAAAUCAUAUGAUCAGGAAAUUGCCAAGUUUCAUAGAUGUGCAUGGUGUGUCGGAGAUAUCAGAACCACAUCUGCUCCGAAAUCUUUGAAAUUUUUCCAAAUUUUGCACGUUUAUUCCCCGAGUUGGAGAUCCAACGUUCCAUUAGAUGUAAAAGCUAGAGACUUGAGGACCUGCAUUAAAAACAUAUUCAAAGAGGCAUCAAAACUUAAGCUUGGGACAAUUGCAAUACCAACAUUUGGUGGAGGAAUAAAAGACAAUAUCAUCAAGCAGAAAAUAUUUAAAGAAACUGCUGGAGCAAUCGUUGAAUGUCUUAAAGGAACUCCUUGCUGCACUAUUCGCGUCAUUUCCAUCAUAGACAGUGAUGAAUUGAACAUUGCUUUAAUGAUUUUAGAAUUUUACAACAUAUUGAGUCAAGAUGGAAAGAUAGAAAACAUGGACUUCUUUGACGUUCAAAGACCUAAUUUACAAGUGUCAGAAACUGAAAUUUAAUCUGGAGAGCAUCCUAGUAAAUUGAACGGUUUGAAAUGUAAUGUCUAUCAAUUUAAAAAAAGUGAAAUUAAUUUUAGUAUAUCCAUAUCUUUCUUUUCAUUGUACUUGCAUCUUGCAUCUAUAACACAAGAUUUAGUACUUGAAUCUCUAAUUAGGAACGCUUCUU